Fusarium graminearum PH-1 is the source of this 2997-nucleotide messenger RNA. RefSeq lists its product as uncharacterized. Gene Ontology annotation, molecular function: ATP hydrolysis activity; ATP binding. The transcript has 4 exons. NCBI's taxonomy places the organism in Eukaryota, Fungi, Ascomycota, Sordariomycetes, Hypocreales, Nectriaceae. The record is from RefSeq and is a predicted model, not a curated record. Bases 1 to 2997 code for a protein of 998 amino acids.
AUGGAGUCCAAAGACUCGGCUAUUCCAUCGGAUCGCCAGAGCGGCAAUGAUUCUAACCAAAAGCCUUUGGAAGACGAGUCAGAUGCCAAAAAUGCCAAGGAGGCGAAUGCGAAAAGCCCUGCUGUAGCUUCUUCCGAGUUGGCAAAGCCCGUCACCAAGGAUGAUUCCAUUUCUAAGACAAGCCGCCAACAGAAGAAGUCUAAGGAUGGUAAGACCAAACUGGCUUCUAUGCAGGAAGAUGCGGGCGGUUCUGGCAGUUCCAGCGAAGGUGCUGUGUCAGAUCUAGACGACGAGGAACCAUCCAGAGCUGCUGACCGAUCACCCAAAAAGCGAAUGGGAGUCAAGAACAAGGGCAAGAAAAAGACGCGUGAGAGCAAGAAAAGUUCGACCAAGGAGAAACUUACAAAGAAACCCACCACCAAGAAGAAGAGGAAGAAGGAUAAGGCCCCCGACACAUCGUCCGAUUCUGAUUCAAACACUGACACGGAUGAUGACUCCAUUUCAUCCGACUCCGAGUCUUCUUCAGACGAAGAUUCAAAUACUAAGAGCGAUAAGAAGACGUCGAAGAAAGACCUGAAGAGUCAGUUCAAGGCACUGGAGUUUCAGUUUGCUCAACUCCAGUACCAGCUAGCCAAUUCAAGCAACUAUGCUUCCUAUGGUGCCCCCGCCCACCCGUAUUCUUUACAGCACGCUUCUUACCCAGUACCGCCUCAGGGUGCAGCCGCUAUGGAUCGCACAUCUGCUGCUCUUGCGCGUGGUAUGCACCACCCUCAUCGAGGGCGUCCAUUCCUACCAGAACUCCAGGACACAGAUUUGGAGGAUAAGGAUACUGACGACGAAAGUUCUGGCAUUGCCAAGAAGAAAAAGAAAUCUAGCAAGGAAAAGAAGUUUAAGAAUCCUGCUUUCAAGCGCGUGGACCAAGUAUGGGACAGCAAUAUUCAUAACUACAAGCUGCAGGACACAGCCGAUGCGGCUACCGAUUCACAAUACGAAGACUUCGUUUUUCACGUUCGCCGGACCUUCGACUGGGAAGGAAAGUACAGGACAACUAUUGUCGAUAUCAAGAGCAAGCUCCUUCGUGAAUGUUUGCAAGAUGUGAUUGGCAAUGUCGAGGGCAUCAGUCUCGUGGAUGAGGUUCCCAAGAUCAGCCCCAACCUCCUAUUCUUGUAUUUGGAAGAUAUGCGAACUCACCUCAAGGCGCUUCGAAAGGCCAAGCCCGCUGGCGAAACGAAGAAGGCUCACAGGAAGAACAAAGAACGCCUCAAGGACAAGAGAAAGCACUUGAAGGUUCUCAUUAAGUACCUCGACCACGACUUCGAAUCCAUAAAGGAAAGCCUUUACCCCAUGUUGGAGAGCGGCCUCAUCACCUUCGACUUACUUUGGGCCUUGUGGAAACCAAACACGCUGGCCUACACCACAACAUAUGGAAGCACUCAGGAGCCGCGAGUCUUCAAGGUCGAAAUGGCACAGCUUCACCGCAGCAUCAUGAAAGGAGAGUUUUACUACGUUGAUGGUAAAUACUUCGAGUUCGAUGGCAAGCGUUUUGGCUACGGCAACACGUCAGUCGAGAUGGAAGAAUUCCAAGGGGCCAAGAAGAUUACCAGCCUCACAUGUUAUCCACUGCAGUAUCAUCAGAAUGAGGAGAAGCUUCGUCGUGACUUGAUCGAGCGAGGCAAAAAGUUUGUAUCUCUAAGUGGCGUCCACUACAAGAGCUAUCAAGGCAUUGCCUUCAUGAAACGAAAGAAAGGCCAAGUGAUGAAGUUUAACAUCCAGCCUAGCCGGGUCAUGAUUGAUCCAACUAUCUUCCGAAGAAUCAACCCUAACUACAGUGUUUCAACUGUCAAGCCUAAGGAUCCGGAUAUUCUCUCUGAUGACGAAGAUUCUGACUCGGAUUCAGAUAAUUGCUGUGGCUGCUCUGAUUCAGAAGAUGGCGAAAAGGUCAAAUGGGUAACCAAGGUUUAUAAGGACUCUGACGGUGAGGUACAGAUGGUCAAAUUUCCCAGAAGCGAGAUCGAGGAUGAACAAGACAUUGAACUUGACAAACUCCCCUCCAAGAAAGACGGUGAGGAAGACGAGAGCGAAGGCAGUGGCAAAGACGACGAGAAAAAGGAUGUUCCUGAAUUCACUGACGAGGAAUACCUUAUUGCCUCGCCCGUGGUGCUUGGGUUCGCUUUCUCAGAAAAGCAAUGGCUUGAGCUAGCUGUCUCUGGUGCAAGCGACAUCAAAUGGAACGAAAAGGCUUGGGAUUCCUUGGUUCUUGAAGACGGCACCAAGGACUUGAUCAAAGCUCUUGUCAAGUCUCGUAAGUAUCAUGCAGCCAACACCAUUGAUGAUGUUAUUCAAGGCAAAGGAAAGGGCCUUGUCAGCAAAACACUCACUGCAGAGGGUAUUGGCGAGCUGCUCCAAUGCCCACUGUACAUGGCUUCAGCUGGAGAACUGGGAACAGACUCACGAUUUCUUGAGGCAGAGCUGCAGAAGAUUUUGGACAUCUGUCAUGCCUGGGGCGCAAUCCUCCUACUGGACGAGGCAGAUGUGUUCCUAGAGAAACGCAAUAUGCACGAUAUCCAUCGUAAUGCCCUCGUGAGCAUUUUCCUCCGGCAAUUGGAAUACUUCCAAGGAAUACUGUUCCUCACGACCAAUCGGGUAGAGACAUUCGAUGAAGCGUUCCAGUCUCGAAUCCACAUCGCGCUGCGAUAUGACAACCUCGACUCCAAAGCGAAGCGAACCAUUUUCAAGAUGUUUCUGGACCGCGUUCAGAAGCUGGGUAAGCUCAAGGUGGAACCGCUGACAGAGGACGACCUGACUGCGCUUUCGAAACAAGACCUCAAUGGACGUGAAAUCAAGAAUGUGGUGGGCUCAGCUCAGGACCUUGCUGUUAGCAAGGGAGAGACUCUCAGCAUUCGCCACAUCAAACAAGUUCUUGACGUUCAUGCAAAAUUUGGUCAGGAUUUGAAGGGCGGUACUGGCUACGAAGAUGCCAUGAGAAGCUAUUUCUAG